Molecule: messenger RNA, 390 nt
Organism: Echinostoma caproni
Lineage: Eukaryota; Metazoa; Platyhelminthes; Trematoda; Plagiorchiida; Echinostomatidae
Source: the annotation of a GenBank genome assembly
CACUUUGCGGCGAUGAACGGACACCUAAGUUCCUGCGAAGCCUUACUCAGAGCAGGCAUCAGUCGCGAUGCUCGAACCAAAGUGGAUCGCACCCCGUUGCAUCUGGCUGCGCAAGAAGGUCAUGCGGAUAUCGUAGAACUGUUAUUACGUAAUGGAGCCGAUAUCAGCGCCAAAGAUAUGCUUCAAAUGACUGCACUUCAUUGGGCCGCGGAACGAGGUCACGCUCAUGUGGUGCAGAUGUUGAUGCGUUUCGGAGCAAAUGCACAUUUGGAAAACAAGUUCGAAAUGACUCCGCUGGAUAUCGCUGAGUCCAAAGGGCAUACUGAUGCACGCGAGGCAAUAUUGGAAUGUAAAGAACAUAGUCAAAAGGAAGAUAGAGAAUUCAUAUAG